UAAUGUGAACUUUUACGCGCCAUAUCUAGUGGCUACUAUCUCCUUAGUGUAAGUGAGGUAUUACUGUAAUGUAAUAAAAAAACAAAUAUAUCACCAUAUCACUUAUAGUGAAGCGUCCUAAAAUUUAAUAUCUUUAUCAAUAGUGAACUGCUAAAUAUAAUUAAAGAAUGAACUGUUGUCUAUUAUUGUUAUUUGUUCGUAGUAGCACAAUUUUGUUUAUGUAAAUGUUGUUAAUGAAUCUAUAGUCAUAGGGUAUUUCUUAGUUAUUCUACAAUUGUUCAAUUUGAUUUCUAACAAGUAAACCAAAUGGUCUAGUGGAUAAAUGGAUUAAGAUAAUAUAAUAUAAUUUUGAUGUAAAUAAUACAUUCUGAAAAAUAACUAUGAAUGAAAAAGAUGACAUAAGAACGGAUUCUACUACAUGCAUCUGCUUGUCAUUCCAUUAAUUCAAUUGUCUUAAAUGGAAAUCAGCAUGUAGUAUGGUCGUAUGUUUUUAUAUAAUGUGCAUUUAGAUGAGCCACCAUUUCUUACUGUUGGUACAGAAGUCAGUGCUAAAUAUAAAGGAGCAUUUUGUGAAGCAAAAAUACGGAAAAUCUCCAAAUCAGUUAAAUGCAAAGUUCAAUAUACUAACGGAUUGGUUGCAAUAGUUCCUGAUGAAUUAAUAAAGGGGCAAAUUAAGAUUGGAGCGAAUAUUGAAAUCAAAUGUAAUGAUAAAAAAGAACUACUAGAAGGAACAAUUCAAAAGAUUCAGGAUCAUAGUCAAUAUACUGUUGUGUUUGAUGAUGGUGAUAUAACUUCUUUGAAGAGAUCUGCAUUAUGCUUAAAAAGUGGAAAACAUUUUGCUGCUAGUGCAACCCUUGACCAACUUCCUCUUACUCAUCCUGAGCACAUUGGUACUCCAACUCGAAAUAGUAUUGUUUAUGGAAGAAGAAGUAGAAAACAUAUUAAAAGUGUUGGGGAAAGUGAAGAGGAAGAAAAUAUAGAAAUGGAAGAAAAAGAUAUUGGGAAAGUUGUUUGUGUUGAAGCUAAUGAUAAAAAAAAAAUAAGAGACAAUUGGUUUCCAGGUUUAGUAGUAGCACCUACAGCACAAUCUGCAGUCAAAACAAAUGUAUUAGAAGAUUACUUGGUUCGUUCUUUUAAAGAUGGAAAAUAUUAUACAGUUCCAAAAAAAGAAAUCACAGAAUUUACAAAAGAAAUUGCUGCUAAAGUGGAAAAUCCUACUUUGAAGACUGCUGUUGAAAAAGCAAUAUUAUAUCUUGAUAAAGAUGAAUUACCUCCUCACUGGGACCGAGAUCUAUUAUUUGGAAUUGAAAAGAAUUGUAUUACAACAGAUAGUGAAGGCGCCUCUGAUAGUGAUAACUCUGAUGAAGAAUCUAUUGAGGAGAAAGAUCAUUUUGUGGCACAAUUAUUUAAAUUUAUGGAUGAUAGGGGUACACCUUUAAAUCAAGCACCCAUGAUAAAUGAAAAAGAUGUUGAUUUGUAUAAAUUAUUUAAGGUUGUUAAUAAUCUUGGCGGCUUUAAUAAGGUAGGUAAAUGUAAACAAUGGAAAACAGUUGCACAGAAAAUCGGCCAUGAGCAGUCUGUCUUUUCUGUCAAACAAGCUUAUCAACAGUAUUUGCAUAGCUUUGAGGAUUUUUAUCGAAAACUUGGGUGUACUAUGUUGAGCCAUCCUAGAGGAGUAAGAUCUCGCAGUAGAUUUAGUCGUAGUAUUAUACGUGAUGUUGAUAAAGCAUUACCUGGAACAUCACUUAGCAGUGCCGAAAAAAACAAACAAUUUAGCUCUUAUGUUAAAAUUGAAUCAAAUGAAAAAAAAGAUAAAGAUAAAGAUGAAGUCAUUAAAGAAGUAGAUGCCUCAAAAGAAAUAUUGAUAUCUAAAAAGUCAUUAAAAAUAUUUAAAGCAGAUGAAAAAGUUACAACAUUGAAAAAUGAUGAUAUUACCAAAAAAAUUGAAAAAAAGAAGGACAAACCAGAAGUAGUUUUAAAAGAUUCAGAAGUUUCUAAAGAAGGUGUAACAUUAAAAAAAUCUUGUAAAUUGUUGAAAACAGAUGAAAAAAUUGCAUCAAUUAAAACUAAUGAAGAGUCAGGUAAAAAAUUAGAUAAAAAGAAGGAAAAAACUGAAUUCCCUAUUAAAGAUCUGGAAACAUUAAAAGAAUUCGGAAUAUCAAAAAAAUCUUGUAAAAUGAUAAAAGUAGAAGAUGUUAAUAAUUCACGACCUAAAACGUCCACAAAAUGGGACACUGAAAUUGAAGACUUAAAAGAGUCUCCUAAAGAUAUCAAAGUUAAAAAAGAAGUUAAAGAAACUACAACUCAAAAAGAUAUAAAAAAGGAAGAAGAAAACAUUGAAAUUCUUGAUUUAAAUGAAGAUGAAAGUGAAACAUCUGAAGAUAAAAAAAGUGAAAAGAAAAAAUAUUCAAGGAAUCUUUUUGGAAAGUCAAUUCGACGAAAUAGCAAAAAAGAAAAAGUUGAAAGGAUCAAACCAACAGAAACUGGAUUGUCUGGUGUAAGAAAAAUGAGAUCUAUUAAAGAACAAAUAAAAACAUUUGUUAAAGGUAUGACACCAUCAUUUAAAAAACCUAAAAGAGGUGCUUCUACCAGCCAAUCGGAUUCUACUUCACAAUCAAAACAAGAUGACGAGUUUCCUAAAGUUACACGUUCAAAGUCUAAAGAUGAGUUACCCCCAAGAUUACGAAAAUUAUCAGUACUUAAUAAUGAAACACAACGUAUACAACUUCCGGUUUUAUCAUGUGCAUCACCUUCUGAAAAUUUAAAUAAAAUUAAAAAAUCUGAUGAAGGACUAGAAAAGAGAAAAAAUAUAAAAAAGAAAAAAGAUGAUAAAGAUGACAAAACUUUAUCAACUGAAUCAAAUAUUCAGCCUAUGAAUAGCGAGAUAGAUUCAUGUGACAAAGAUACACCUAUAGCAGUUGGAGAUGAUUUAGUAGUCUAUUAUGGUGACAAACAUGCCACUACUUAUGAUGCUAAAGUACUGAAUGUGUGUGACAUUGAAGGUGCUAAAAAAUUUUAUGUCCAUUACAAAGGAUGGAAUUCUAGGUAUGAUGAAUGGAUAGAUGUAACACGAAUAGCUUUAUUAAAGUCUAAAAUAUUGGAACCUGAACUAGAUCUUGAUCCAGAUGGUGAUGAUGGAACGAAAAGUGAUUAUAAAGGAAGUGAUAUGAAAAAACUGCCACCAAUAAAUAAUAGGACUAGAAGAUCAGUAACUCCAAGCAUGCCUUAUUCUAGUCGAAAAAAAUCUCCAUUUAGUAAUGUACGACCAACUAGAACAUGUACACUAAAUGAUAGACCCUUAUCUUCAAUUGGAAAAUAUACAUUAAGAGAUAAUUCUGAUUCUGAGAGUGAAUAUUCUGGGAACUUAGGAUUGGCAAAACAAUACAACAAAAGAAACCUUCAACCACCAAAAUUAUCUAGACCAGAUUUUGAUGAUUCAAUAAAACUUGAAACUUCUGAAACAGUUAAUCAAAAAGUAUCACCAGACUCGGAUACACAAAAAAAAUCUCCUUAUCCAAAAACAUAUCCAGGAAAAGAAGAGCUUCUGCAACGUUCUGCCCCAAGAAUACCUAAGUCAUGUGUUUUUAAAGUUCAUAGUAAUAAAUCUGAAGAAAUAGAAAUAUGUGAACAAGUAACAUUAAAACCACCAUUUGAAUAUAACUAUGAAAUGUCACAAUCAAUGAAAAAUAAAAAUAAAGAAGAGGAUGAUGAUGAAAAUGAAAAUGAUGAUGAUGUCAAUGAAAAUGAUGAAGAUAAUGAUAUUAGUAUUGAUAAUGAUGGGACUAGUAAGAUUGAAACUAAAUCAGCAGUAAUUCAUUAUUUAUCACCUAAAGAAAAAUCUGAAAAAAAUGACUGUCAACAUUUACCUGAAAUUUCAAAUGCAAAAGAGUACAAUUUUGCCUUAAAAUCUAAUAUGCAAUAUUAUUCGUCAUCUUCUGAAGAUGAACAAAUACAAUUAAAAAAUAAAAUAAUGGAAGAUGAAAAAAUAUCAUCCAUAAAAAAAUUGGAAGAUUUCAAAAAAUCAGGAACAGACUUUGAUCUUAACAAAAUACGUUCUGAAAUGAAAGGUAUUGGGUACAUACCAUCGUCAUCUAAUAUGAAUGUUGAAAAUGCGAUUAAUAGUGAUCCUCCUGAAUUAAAAGCUGAAGUUGAUAGAAAUCCAGAUGAUCUCGAUGAACCCGAGGAUAUUUAUGAAUUUAAGGAUUCUGAAUCAUCGGAUUUCAUAGUAAUGCCUUCUGUAAUCGAAGAAAAAAAUCGAAGAAUUAUUAAACAUAAUGAACCUCCAAAAUUGUAUUCUUAUGAUAAAUCAGUUGAAAUAUCAAAUAUGCCAGAGUUAACUCCUAAAAUGGAAAUAUUAGAAAAAAAUAAUGAUUAUGUUACACCUUUCCAAUCUGUUAUUUAUCCAGCACUACCAUUUAAAGAUAAAGUUGGUCUAGAUUUUAAUAAAAAAGAAGAUGAAAUGGUAGAUCACUCAUCAAGUCAAUCUUGUAAUGAAACUAGUGAGUUUGAAAAACUUAAUCCAUCUGUAAUAUCACAAUCUAUAGAAAAACAAACAUCAAGUGUAAAGUUGAACACUGAAUCCUAUCCUGUCAACAUUGAAGAAUCUCAUAAGACAGAUGAAGUUUUAGAUUUAUGCAUAAAACCUAUUGAUAAUUCUAAUAAUAAUAUUUUUAGUACUAGAGAAUCAAAUGAAACUGAUGAUACAGUUGAAGAAGAUGAUGAUGAAGACGAAGAUGAUGAUGAUUCAAAGUUGGUAAUUGCAGAAAAUGAUAAGAUUGAAGCUGAUUGCCACACUGAAUCUGAUUUAGUAGUAAUUGAUGAAGAACAAAAUUCAUCUUCUGAACCAACUAAUCGUUUCAAAGUAUCAAAUUCAAUGCAAGAUACCGAUAUAGAAUCAAAAAGUUCAGAUGAAACUAGGAGAAGUGCAUCAUUAAAACAUGAUGAGCAUGAUGAUGAAAGUACAACUUCUUGUAAUGAGAACAUUCAAGAUACACUAGUACAUAGCUUUCAAGUUUAUACUAAUACAGAUCAUAAUCAGAGUAGUAAAACUUCAACUUAUCAAUUACCUUCUAACUAUCAAUCUUAUACUGAUAAUUAUGAUAGUACUAAAUCUGGAUUUGAUAUUGAAGAAACAAGUACAAAAUCAUCAACCACUGAAAGUGCAAAAGAUUCUAUUUUUAAUAUUUCAGAUGAAAUAACUGCAUUUAAAGAUAAAUAUUCUGGAAUAUCUAAUGAUGAGCGAAUAAAAACUGAAAAUCAACCAGUAAAUCUCACAGGCUUACAAGAAUUGCAAUGUAGAGAAGAGAUAGUGGAUGAAGAAACAUUAAAUAAUGCUAUUGAAAAUAAUUACAGUCGUAAUACAGAUUAUAAUGUUUAUAAACCAAGUACAAGUAAAAGUUUUUUCAAUGUAAUUAGCAAUCCUAAUACUGUCAAUAGAGAAAAUUUCUUAGAAACUAAGUCUUCAAGUGAUGAAAAAAGUAAUUUCUUUGAGAAACGAGAAACUUGUUUACAGAAAAACAACUCUUAUGAAGUAAUUAAUAAUGUAUCUGGUAAAAAUACAAGCUAUGUUUUUGAUAACAAUACACCCAGUAGUAAUAGCAAGGAUAGUAUGUAUGAAAUUAGUACUCCAAGUACUAGCAAGGAUAAUUUUUAUAAUAAUAGUAUUCCUAGCUCUAGUAAAAACUUAAGUAACUUGGACACAGAUGUAAAUAAUGUAUUGUUUUGUGAAGAAACUAUACCAGGUAGUCCAACAGGUACACCUGAUGAGCAUUCUGAUGAUCAAGAUGAAAGAAAAAAAUCAUUUUUUGAAGAAAGAGAAGCUGCAUCAGCUAUGUUUGCCAUGAACUUGGCUUUUCGUAAAUCAACUAUUGCUUCCAGAGAAGCAAAAGAUAAUAGUAGUCAAUCGUUAGAAUAUAAUAUUCAUCAAAGGGAUGAAAAUAUAGAUCAAAGACAUUUACAAUUUUUAGCAGAAGUUUCAAGUAGAGAUGAAGGUGCUUAUUUCAAUAAGUCAGCUAUAUCAGAACCUAUUGAUGAACAAGUUGCAAAAUUGGAAAAACCUCAAAUUAAACGUAAAAUAAGCAGUAAUGAAAAUUCAAUAGGAAAACGUAAUAAAAUACAAUAUUCUGCUUCUGAAUCAGAAAAUGAACGUUAUGACCACAAUAAAGUACAAAUACCUACUAAAGAUGGGAAACCUUUAGUCAUAUUUACUCCUGAAAUGGAUUCUGCACAACGACAAGCUGUUAUUUUGUCUAAAAUAAAUGAACUAAGAAAAGAUUAUAUCUUGGUUAAAGCUCGAAUUGUUGUUGUCGAUCGAAGGAGGAAAAAAAUAAGAAAACGUAAGAGAGAAAUGGCAAAACUUAAUUCAACCAAUUCAAACAAACGAUUGCCAGAAAAUUCUACUAAUAAGUAAUUAAUUACUUACUAAACUAUGAAGUUGAAUAGAUUUCAAUAACUUUUUUU
Daktulosphaira vitifoliae (grape phylloxera) is the source of this 6459-nucleotide messenger RNA. RefSeq names its product AT-rich interactive domain-containing protein 4B-like. Gene Ontology annotation, cellular component: nucleus. Gene Ontology annotation, biological process: regulation of transcription by RNA polymerase II. Lineage: Eukaryota; Metazoa; Arthropoda; Insecta; Hemiptera; Phylloxeridae. Bases 485 to 6409 code for a protein of 1974 amino acids. The record is from RefSeq and is a predicted model, not a curated record. The transcript has 22 exons. Gene Ontology annotation, molecular function: transcription cis-regulatory region binding.